Melanotaenia boesemani (Boeseman's rainbowfish) is the source of this 3871-nucleotide messenger RNA. RefSeq names its product arrestin domain containing 1b (gene arrdc1b). Gene Ontology annotation, cellular component: cytoplasm. Lineage: Eukaryota; Metazoa; Chordata; Actinopteri; Atheriniformes; Melanotaeniidae. The transcript has 8 exons. Gene Ontology annotation, molecular function: ubiquitin-like ligase-substrate adaptor activity; ubiquitin protein ligase binding. Gene Ontology annotation, biological process: protein transport. The record is from RefSeq and is a predicted model, not a curated record. Bases 68 to 1372 code for a protein of 434 amino acids.
CGCGGCGGCAGGUGAGAGCGCAGCAGCACAUACGCAGAACGGCAGAGUAGCGGAGCGGAAAGGAGCCAUGGGAAAGCUUCAAGAAUUUGACAUCACUUUUACCAACAACAAGGUCGUUUACAGUCCGGGAGAAUCUAUAAGCGGAACUGUGAAAAUACGAACCGGCCACGCGCUGCAGUAUAAAGCCAUCAAGGUGAACUGUCAUGGCUCAUGUGGAAUCUCCAACAAAAUGAACGACACCUCGUGGAGUUUGGAGGAGCAGUAUUUCAACAGCAUGCUGUCUAUUGCAGACAAAGGAACUCUGGCACCAGGCGAACACAGUUUCCCUUUCCAGUUUCUCCUUCCAGCUGCUGUUCCCACUUCUUUUGAGGGACCCUUUGGGAAGGUUAUUUACUGUGUGAAGGCAGCCAUUGACACACCGCGUUUUUCUAAGGAUUACAAGAUCCAGAAGUCCUUCUACAUGCUCAACUUGCUCAACCUCAAUGAGGUGCCCAACAUUGAAGAUCAGAGUUAUGCUGUGACCACUAAGAAGUUCAGCUACCUCCUGGUGAAGACAGGAACCCUGAUGCUGAAAGCUCGUAGUGACCUGAGGGGUUACGUCCCUGGUCAGGUCAUUAAAUUAGCCACUGAGAUCCAUAACAAGUCAGGGAAGGACACUGGGUGUGUGCUGGCCAGUCUCAUACAGAAAGUGACCUAUAAAACCAAGAGGCCUGUCUUUGACCUGCGGACCAUUGCAGAGGUAGAAGGAGCCGGAGUGAAGGCAGGAAAACACGCCGAGUGGAGGGAGCAGAUCAUCGUCCCUCCUCUUCCUCAGUCAGCACUUGCUGGCUGCAGCCUCAUAGACAUUGACUAUUUCAUCCAGGUGUCGCUAAAAUCCCCAGAAGCCGUCGUCACUCUGCCCAUCUACAUCGGUAACCUUCCUGUGAACUUGUCUCCCUCGAGGCCUAUACCCACCAGUCCGGUGGCACCCUGUGCUGCAGGGGUGACACCCAGCGCACCACCAGCAGAGGAGGAGCCAGAAGACGAUCUGUGUGCAGGAGGGAUUGCUAGUGAGGAGAUUCCUACCAAAAGUCACUCUCAGCAGGACUCCACGGGGCAGCCGGUCACGAUGUCCCCCAGCGCUUUCAGCCACGCACCGGGCGCAGUGCUGCCUCCCGGCCACAGACGACUCGACGCGUCCGCUCCGCUGUUCUGUGUUUCCACUGGAGCCACCAUACCUUUCUUCACCGAGGGAGAUGUGACUCCAGUCCCUACUUCCUGUUCGCUCAUUCUCCCUCCAGAGUACAGUAGCUGUGACUACCCUCAUGAGCCUCCACCCACUUACGAGGAAAGCUGCAGCAGCGUAAACUCAAGCUUUAACAGCGGACAGUAGAAAGCAGAGAGAUCGUGAAGCAUUGCACCCACCCACAUCUGUCUGCACUCACCUCUCCACAGAUCCAGGCGUGCUGGAUGAAAAAGGAUGAACGAGAACUCUAAAAAGGGAUUAUUUCUUAUUGUUAUAAGAAUUUUAAUUUCACCUCAUGUCCCACAGAUAAUGUCAGACAGAACAGGUGAACAUCACUGUGCCUAAAAGGAGUGUUUGGAGUCAUUGCACGGCGCUUAUGAUGUUUGGUUGGACAUCUUCGAUUAUUGGAAUAAGGAAAACCUUUUCCUGUGAUUCUUUUUUUUCUUUCAACAAAUUGUUGCAUCUGUGAUGCCUUUAAAAUAAUUUUAGCCACUGAUUUCUUUUGAAGAUCUUUCAGUCUAGGCUUGUUUUUUUAGUGUAGGUCUAAAUAUGCCCUUAGUUGUGUUUUCAUGUCUCAGCUGUCCUCAUUAAAGCCAUGUGACUCUAUCCAUUCAUCCAUCUCUCUGUCUGAUAGCAAGGUGGUGCAACAACAACCAAACUAAACGGCGAAGGGAAGAAUCUUUAAAAUGAACUUCUAUGUGGAGGAUAUCGCUGAUUAUUGCAUCUUUUAAAUAGCAUCACAAGUUAUUUUUAAUUUUUGCAGUUAAACCAACUUUUUCCACUUUGUUUUUUUAAGAGCAACAUAUUUGUUUGAACAACUUCAAACAGUUCACACACGUUUUGUAACAAACUGCAUUGAAUAGAAAUGGACAUAUUUUUCUCUGUGCCACCACCUUGUGUUGGUUUUAGGUUUUGCAUCAGUUAGUGGUAGCUGGGAUAGGCUCCAGCACCCCAGUGAUCCUGCAUUGGAAAAAAAACACAGGUAUAAAAAAUUAAUGGAUGGCUGGUUUUCCAUCAAUACUACUGUAUUCACAGGGUCAUUUAUCUGCGUAUGAGCCUCAGCUUUCCUGCAGCUGGGCAGCGCCCUCUUGUGGUGAAAACUGAAACAAACAUUAUCUCAUCUGGGGGCUUAACACAGUUAUCAAUCAUUCAGACUGAUCCCUGUCGUGCACCAGCUGACGUCUGCAAUUGAUGUUAUCAAAUUAAGUUCUUGGCUGUUGUGUGUUGUGUUUUGUUUUAGCUCUCUGGAUUAAAUUGAGGGUUUUCAGGGUUUUUUGUCAUUUCUGUUGCCUUAAAUUUACAGUAAGUAGUGUCACAUUAGUGAGAUCAGUGCAGAUGAUGACAGACGUGCACAACACAGCACUUUUUAACAUCGUGAGGUCAUGCAUUUUGAGCAAACACAUCUACUGCAUGGGUGUGCAUGUAUGUCAUAGUGUGUGUGAAAUCAUUUGUACUCUAACAUAACUUCAGAUCUACUGAUUCAGUAUGUGUUGAAAUGUGUGCUGGAUACUCUUAACUUUUUCUUUUUGCCUGUGUACCACAGCUAAGUAAAACCACAGUAACCAUGAUCUAAACGGACUGUCUCUGCAAACUUCGUACAUUAUUUAUAGACAAAAAAAGAUAACUAAAGUUUUUGUUAUGCACAUAUAGUUUAUCUAACAUAAUUCCUUAAAGGGGGGAAAAUCAGUUUUUUUGUCUGAUUUUUUUUGUUAGAUUUUUAACAUUUGUUAUAUUGUGUCAUUGAUGACCAAAAUUAUUCUUGUUUAUGUUGUGAUGAUUUCUGCCAUAUCACCAAGGCCUGCUGUGUUAUAAAAGCAUUUAUUGUCCCCUCGUAUGUGGGAAACUACCACUGAGAAUCUCAAGCACAACUGCUGUACUGAAUGUUCUCAUUACUCUUUAUGUGUGUCAUUUUCUCACCAUUAAAUUAUCAAAAUCCAUGGUAAAAACAGUCAAAUUAGAUGCACAGAACGAUAAACGAUCACAGGCGCGGGCUUCAUAUGUUGCCACAUGUUUCAGGAUUUUUUUUAAAAUUUGGUUUUCCACAGGCAGACAGCUUUGUCGCCCUACUAACAAUGCUGUGUCGCUCCAUUAAUGUGACAACAUGCCUUAAACGACCUGGAUUCCUGACGCCUCUUGCAUGAGCCUGUUAUGGACCUGUUUCUCUAGAGGACAUCUGGUUGUGCUCCUCCUCUUUUGUCUUUACCGGACUGUGCCAAGUGCACUUGAUGUAUACAGAUGUAGCUUCUAUAAAAAACAGUGAGACACUGGACCUUCAGAUCUGUAAAGUUUUUGUAUUCUUGUUUUAAAAAAAUAAUGUGCAAUUCCUCUUAUUUCCGUGAGCACUGCUGCAGCAGAAGCUCCCUGAACUUUUUUCAUGUUGCCUUUUUUUCAGUCCUCAUUCAGUUGAUUUCUGCACCAAAAGGUACUAUAGCUUUAUGGAACCUCAGUGUUCUGUUUUUCCCUUCAUUCUUUUCCCUUCACAUACUGAUGAGUGGUGUCUUGAUUUGUAUUUUUCUACUUGAAACCGUUUACAGGUGUAGUAUGCAUAUACCAAUAGUAGGACCUUGACCAUUACAUGUAAUGUUUUAAGUUACAGUGCAGAAUCAAAGUUGUACUGUAAAAUAUGAUAAUAAAUGAUAUGACAUG